CAGCUGCAAAAUGAACUCAGAAGUCUACAGAAAUAUUUUGUCUGUCAAUAGAAAGAUGCAACCAAACUAACUGGGAGAUCCUUCAUCCUGCAGCAAGAUAAUGACCCAAACACACUGCCAAAAAACAAAAGGCAAGAAGUGAAAGGUUUUAGACUGGCCAAGUCAAUCUCCAGACUUAAACCCUAUCAAGGUGCAUUUUACCUGCUCAAGAGGAGACUGAAGGGAGUAAGCCCUGAAAACAAACAACUGAAAGAGGCUGCGGUGAAAGCAUCACAAAAGAAGAAUGCAAAUACCCGGAAAUAAUAGCUGAAAUGUUGAUCUCUUGUCUCAUCGUCAUCAUUUGAUGUCAAACCUAAAUACUACUACUACUCUUGUCUGCAAUGUGACUAUAUUGUCUGUGGUACCUGGACUGAAGCUUGAGCAAUAUCCAGUUGAUCCACAAGAAGAUUUGUGCAUAAGACACCAAUAUCCUUCUGUAAAAUGGUGCACUUUGCAAAGUUUGUACAGUAAUGUGCAAUUCAAAUGAAGCACAUACAUCUAGUGGUACAUGAAAGACGUCUUUAAUGUGAGUUUACAGGGUGUGUGGGUGUAAGUUUCAUUUUGUCAUUUGGUGAGAAACACUAAAUAGCUGGUUAAAAACUUUCUGCAUAUAUGAAACAAAACAUGUUUUUCUCUAUCAUGUUACUGAUAUUGACUGAAAGCAAGAAUUCAACACAUUAUAGCCAUAAAUGAUAAAACAUUGAUCAAAUGUACUAGAGAAGGAACUUUGUUAAAAGCAUCAAUAAUUCUGAAUAACAGGAGACAACACUCCAGUCAGUAAACGUGAAAAACAUUACCUAGACACUCAGAAUUAGCUUGAUUUUGAAAUUUCUUGCGGAAAAAUGUCUUGAAAAUACUGAACCUCCUCCUCUUCCUUUUCUCUUUUGGCUCCUCCAAGCUGUAAAAACGGUGGAUGUCAUAGGAGAGGAGGAGACACUGUGGUUUUUCAAAAUAAAGUCUGCUGGACAUGAAUGUUUUUGUUAGUGGGAAUAAAUGCAUGGGCUUAAAGAAGGGGAUGUAUCUCCUUAAGCCCCCGCCCCCCCUCCAAAUUCUUGUCUUUUUUUUAUGAGGCUGAACAUGGCUGUGAAUCUAUCUAAAGAAAUCUUACUAAGGUAUACUACAACAUCCCUCUAUGAUGACAGCACCACCUAUGAGUAUGAGGAAUACUAUCUGGAAGGGGACUUUGGGAUAUGUGAAUAUGACAAACAUGGGGCCCAUUUCCUUCCAGUCCUCUACUCCAUUUUCUUUCUCCUGGGCCUUCUGGGUAACUCCCUGGUCAUCUGGGUCAUCGUUUGUGGCGUACGACUCCGCAGCAUGACUGACGUGUGCCUUUUGAACCUGGCCUUCGCUGACCUUCUCUUGGUUUGUUCCCUUCCCUUCCUGGCCCACCAAGCCCGGGACCAGUGGUUGUUUGGGGAUGCUAUGUGCAAGGUGGUCCUGGGCAUAUAUCACAUUGUCUUCUACUGUGGGAUCUUUUUCAUCAGUCUCAUGAGCAUCGACCGGUACCUGGCUAUAGUGCACGCUGUUUACGCCAUGAGAGCCCGCACUAGGACCUUUGGAAUGGUUGCAGCCACUGUUACAUGGGUGGCUGGAUUUUUGGCCUCUUUUCCUGACCUGCUUUAUCUCAAGCAGCAGACUACCACCAACAUGUCUCAGUAUUGCUUCCCUGAAUAUCCCAAAACGACUUCUUACAACAUUCACUUCUGGAGAAUCUUCAGCCUUUUUAAAAUGAACAUUUUGGGCUUAUUUGUCCCAUUUUUCAUCAUGGGCUUCUGCUAUUCACAGAUCAUCUGGAAGCUGCUGUACAGUCAGUCAUCCAAGAAGCAGGCUAUCCGCUUAGUUCUCACGGUGGUAGCUGUUUUCUUCUGCUGCUGGAUUCCCUACAACAUUGCAUCGUUCUUCAAAGCUCUGGAGCUACUGGGCAUCCACUCAGGAUGCGAAAGCAGCAAAGCCAUCAAAUUGGCUUUACAAGUCACAGAAGCCAUUGCCUACUCUCACAGCUGCCUCAAUCCCAUCCUGUAUGUGUUUGUUGGGGAGAAGUUCAGGAGACAGCUGCUGAGGUUGGUGAACAGAGCUCCUUGCACACUGUGCCAGAUAAUCAAGGUCUACAUACCACAGGACAGAAGCUUAGCAUCAGUCUACUCCCAGACCAGCAGUGUGUACGAGAGGAGCACCGCUGUGUAAACUGGGACUAUGAGGUGUCGCUUUGGUUCUGUGUUUUCCUUUGAUUUACGACUUAAAGAGGCAAUUCUAGCUAAUUCUCACUUCUUACAGGUUAUUUUAGGAGUUAGAUUUAGGUUUAGGUUAAUGAUGGUGUAAGUUUUAUGUUUUUGCACAAGGUUAAGAGAAUGUGAAUUAAGUACAUGUACAUAUUUAGAAUAGAAUAGAUCUUUGUUGUGACUGUUACAGAAAACAAUGAAAAUCAGUUUGGUACUCUCCAAAAAGCAGCAUUGAAAAUAGACUAUAUAACACACCCUAAAAUAUAUACAACAUAAAAGCAAACCCUAAAUAAUUUAAUAUGCCUUAUUGCUUACAAUAUUCCUUUGUUUCAACCAUGUAUUUUUUCUACUAUAUACUUCAUUAAGCACUUCACAUUGUAUAAGAUUAAUGUAACUGCACUGUAAAUAUGAUUUAGAAUACUCUAGUUUAUUCGUAGAAGUGACAAGGAGACAGAUUGUCUCUGCACCUGCAGCAAUGAUGGGGCACAAAUUAUUUUGAAUUAUAUUUUGUUUUCCUUUUAAAAUCACACGUUACUGGCUGAAAGUCAGUGUGAAACUGUGUCAACUGCAACAGGUGUCCACAGCACUAACAUCAGCAGCUUCAGCAACCUCAUUUAAUCAUCAGCUGUGAAAAGAAACAGCAGGUUCACUGCAACAAGCCAGAGGCCUACUGAGAUACCAACUAUUUCUUUGUCUUCAAAUGGUGUAAACACCGCUAUGAAAGAAAAGCAAAAAUUAAGUUUUAUUUCAAUGUGAUGGCCACUUUCACAGUUGCAACCACUUUGUGUGCAACAGUCACUUGCACAGCAAAAAGUGCAGCAGGCAGCAUUAGUGGUACAAGUUUCAUAGCAUGUUUAGCAGACAAUUUGCACUUUACCUCAGCCCAAAGAAAACCACAACCUGAAAGAGGAAGUAUGUAACCAAGUAGUCAGUUUACCCUUUGCAGUCUCUGUGCACAUCCGAGUAAAGACACUGUAGAAUGAAUUUAUGUUUUUGCAAUAUUUCUUAAGAAAUUAAUCAGCAUCACACAAAAUAGGCCAUUUAAAAAAACAACAACUUCCUGUAGAUUUCAAAGAAAAAAGUAAGACAUAAAUUAAGCAAUAUACUUCAGAUUAGAAAUGCAGACAGCCUGGAUGCACUGUUUUAUCAUUAUAGUCUUAUCAAAGCCAUGAGUCACGACCAAGAUCAAAACAAGACCAACACUUUAAAGGGACCAGUGUAGACCAGACAGCUGUGAGUUGCACACUGCAUGACACAUUUAGAAGAAAAGUGGAGCAUGUAAACCAGUACACCACACCACUGAAACUAGUGCUCUAAAACGAUAUUACAUCAUUACCUUAUAUUCAGUUUAGUUACUUCAGAAUAGUGUGUAGCAGUCACGUAACAAUGAUUUAUUUCAUAUAAUCCCACUGUCCCUUCUGCAGCCCUGCAUUCCCUGUCUGCUGCUAUCAAAUACAGACAAAAUGUGAACAUUGUCAAAAUAUCCUGUAAAAUAAAAACAGAGUCACUGACAUUCUACAACUGCUCCCACACAACGAGGACAAGCUACAUUGACAAGUAAACUGACUUUAAAAUCUGUGGCCGCAAAUGAAUAGCUUUAGGUACCUAAUUGCUUUAGCCAACAUUUUCAUCUGCUGAAUCAUGUACAGAAUUUCCAGCAAUUAUAUCAGGGUGUUUUUAAUGAUUAAAAAAAAAAAAAAAAAAAAAAUUUUUUUUAAAUGCUGUUAUGUAUUUUAUUUCAUUGUAUUAUGUUCUAAGCAUACCAACUGUCUUUAUGCAUGUUAUUGGCAUUUUCAAUAAAUUUGGAUCCUUAUAUUACGGUA
Molecule: messenger RNA, 4081 nt
Organism: Amphiprion ocellaris (clown anemonefish)
Lineage: Eukaryota; Metazoa; Chordata; Actinopteri; Pomacentridae
Gene: ccr8.2
Product: cabz01093075.1
Exons: 2
Coding region: 1105-2223 (372 amino acids)
Biological process (GO): G protein-coupled receptor signaling pathway; chemotaxis; immune response
Cellular component (GO): membrane
Molecular function (GO): chemokine receptor activity
Source: RefSeq, a predicted model, not a curated record